AUGGGGAUGCCACGUCGGUUGUCCAGUGUGCCAAUCCUCAAGAAGGUCGUGCCACGGGUUGAGCUUCUGCCCCAUCCUCCGGAGGGGUUGUUGCCAGCAACGGCAUCGUCGGCAGGAAACCGAACCGCUCACCGCGGUGUGAACGGAAAGGAAUCGGAAACGGAAGAAAUGGAAUCAAAGAAAAAAGAAAUGCCUUCCCUAAAAUACGAUUUUCUUAACAUUUACAAGUCUCAGCAAGGGGUUAAUAAAGGAUAA
This is a messenger RNA of Bursaphelenchus xylophilus (pine wood nematode), 255 nucleotides long. The record is from the annotation of a GenBank genome assembly. Lineage: Eukaryota; Metazoa; Nematoda; Chromadorea; Rhabditida; Aphelenchoididae.